Paraglomus occultum is the source of this 390-nucleotide messenger RNA. The record is from the annotation of a GenBank genome assembly. NCBI's taxonomy places the organism in Eukaryota, Fungi, Glomeromycota, Glomeromycetes, Paraglomerales, Paraglomeraceae.
ACAAAUAUUCCUUAUCGUACUGUUCUUGACAAUCUAAAAAAAUUGCGAGAUACAGGAACUAUCGAGCACAAGAAGGGUAACGGACGGCCUUCCAAGAUUACACAAAACAUCGCUCGCGCCGUUGGACAGAAAGUGCGCCGAAAUAGUGCCAUAUUGACACGGCAACUUGCUUCUGUCAUACAGGAAACACAAAAUAUUUCCAUUUCACAUGCUGCUAUUUGGCGACAUAUGAAAAAAAAGGAGUAUAACAGUUCUAUACCUCGUCCAACGCCAAUGCUCACUAGUCAACAUAUUGAGCUACGAAAAGCUUGGGCACUGGCACACUUACAGGAUAAUUGGGCCCGAACUAUAUUUACUGACGAGACAGCGUUUGAUCUUUUUCGAAAUAAA